AUGUCCCUGAAAAUCCAACUCGUCCUAAAAUUACUGCUAUGGCAACAUGCUGUUUUAGCGAAAAAUGAAAAAUCUCCUUGCCCAACAAGUCUGAAAUCUCAAGCCCUCCGAAACGACCUGUCAAAAGCAUUGAACUUGGCAUUUCGAGGUCUUCCGUCGAUGAAAGCCGCCUGUAUUCCUGACAUGACAAACCUCAAAUGCGAAGAAAUCCGAUCAGACACAAGCGCCAGCGGUAGAAAACGGACGAUUGAAAAAUGCAUUGCUCAAGUCACGGCUCAUUCGAAUUACUGGGGGAAUUUCAAAGUUGAUGAUUAUGAAUCCAGCGCACUGAGGAGGGGGAAGAAAUGCUACUUUAUCUUCAAAAUUCGAACAUUUCGCAACAAAAAGGGCAUCAAGCGGUCAAAACUUCAAGGAAAACAUCUGAAGAACAAAUGUCGACUUGAAGAAAAGGCCACCUGGGAGGACUUUGGCCCUUGGUCAGCUUGCGGUCAGGGUCAGGAAAAGAAGUGUGGCGAGUUGGAACAAAUGAGACUAAGAAGAUGCUCGGUCGAGGGAAAAUGCCAGGGCAGCGAUAUUGAAAUUAGGACUUGCUUCAAACCGUGUUCUACGAAACCAUCUCCACUUUGGUCAGAAUGGUCAGAAUGGUCGACUUGCUCUAAAACCUGUGGAGGCGGUACUAGGAUCAGAAAUCGAUACUGCCAAAACGGGCCGUGUCUGGGAGACAAGGAAGAGGGUGAAGUUUGCAACAAAGAAAAAUGUCCAAAAAAGAAGCCUGAGUCGCCAUGGUCAUCUUCAAGUUCAGCUCAAAAAAGCGAAGGAAGAAAGUUUGACUUCAUUUCUUGGCCGCAAUCUUCAAAAGACUGCAAGUUCUACGAGUUCUACGAUCAAUACGGCCGGAGACUGAGCAAAUCAGAGUGCCAAGCCCUUCUCGACAGCUCGCCAAACAGACUGUAUCCGCUGACGACGAAGGAAUGUCUCGAGAAAAACUUUUACUUGAAAGAUGAUCGAAGGCUGUCGAACUCAGAGUGCGUCGAAAUCGUUGACAGGCGAACAAUGUUCAUCAUCAAAAGCGCUAAGAAAAUUCAAACAAGAGACCCCGAAAACGAAGAAGAAUGCAGAUCAUCAGACUUUUUCUACUCUGGAAAAUUCCUGUCAACAGAGGAAUGCAUCGAAAGACUAAAAAACCUUGAAUCGAAUCAACUUGAUGAGGAUCUAUCCGAAUAUGAUGACGAUUACGGAGUGGGCCCAAGAAGCAGAAAAGACUGUGAAGAAUACGAGUUUUUCUGGGACGACAGAAUCUUGACAGUUCAAGAAUGCCUUCGACUUCUAGCAGCAUCUCAAAGGCGACAGCGUCAAAGAUAUUAA
Oikopleura dioica is the source of this 1365-nucleotide messenger RNA. Lineage: Eukaryota; Metazoa; Chordata; Appendicularia; Copelata; Oikopleuridae. The record is from the annotation of a GenBank genome assembly.